GCUGCUCAACAUGAAACAUCUUUGCACGCGUCCUUUGUUGCGUCGCAUUUAGCGCGUCAAACAACGCAAACAGGAAGCGCCGCCGCCUGCACCGCACCGUGUGAUUAGCGCUGUUUCCCAAACCGCGCCGGUGGAAGAGAAGGUCACCUCUGUGCUUGAGCAGUGCUCGGAGCUCCUGUGCAGCCGACGGGCAGAAGACAUGGACGGCUUUGAUAACUUGAGCGCGUCGGAGAAGGCAGAGGCGACGGAGCUGCAGCGCAUGAUCGCUGUCGAGCAGCAGAAAGCGCAGUUCCAGGCUCAGGUGCACAGUUUCACCGACGUCUGCUGGGAUAAAUGUGUGGACACUCCGGGCUCAAAGCUGGACUACAGGACAGAGACGUGCCUGGUGAGCUGCGUGGAGCGAUUCAUUGACACCACCCUCAGCAUCACCAACCGCUUCACACAGAUGGUGCAGAAAGGCACUCAGUGAUAACGCACCGCAGUCAGACUGUAUUAUGGUUUUUUUAUUCCUAACUUGAUGGGAGAUGACACGAAGAAGACUUUGUGUACGUGGGUAUAACAGCUGGCGUUUGAGAGAUGAUGAGGAACUCUUAUGGGGGGGAGGGGUGCAGUCAUAUGAUCAAACUGGAGGAAGGAAGGGAGAGGGAAUCUGCAAGCCUGGAGAAGUCUGGUAAUAAUAAAUCUUAAAUGUUUCACCUGAA
Molecule: messenger RNA, 701 nt
Organism: Pundamilia nyererei
Lineage: Eukaryota; Metazoa; Chordata; Actinopteri; Cichliformes; Cichlidae
Gene: timm8b
Product: translocase of inner mitochondrial membrane 8 homolog B (yeast)
Exons: 2
Coding region: 200-469 (89 amino acids)
Source: RefSeq, a predicted model, not a curated record